This is a messenger RNA of Quercus lobata, 909 nucleotides long. Its product is annotated as toll/interleukin-1 receptor-like protein. The record is from RefSeq and is a predicted model, not a curated record. Gene Ontology annotation, biological process: signal transduction. NCBI's taxonomy places the organism in Eukaryota, Viridiplantae, Streptophyta, Magnoliopsida, Fagales, Fagaceae. The transcript is spliced from 3 exons. Bases 1 to 909 code for a protein of 302 amino acids.
AUGCCGUCUUGGUCCUUACGAACCACACCUUGCACUUGCAGUAAAUAUGAGUAUGACGUCUUCAUUAGUUUUCGUGGCGAAGAUACUCGCACAAGGUUUACGGACCAUCUCUGUAAGGCUUUUAAAGACAAAAGGAUUCGCGUGUACAGAGAUGAUAGUGACCUUGAAAGAGGAAAGACGAUUUGGACAGAGCUGGUGCAGGCAAUCAAAACAUCAAGGAUUGCAGUUAUUGUGUUUUCCGAAAACUAUGCUAAUUCCAAGUGGUGCCUUGAUGAGCUCGUGGCGAUCAUGGAUUGCAAAAGUAGUACUAGUAAACGUAGGUGUAAAUGUAAAGAAACUUUAACAGUGCUACCUAUUUUCUACCAUGUGUCUCCGUCUGAAGUACGAGAACAGAAGGGAAAUUUUGCAGAAGCGCUCCCAAAGGGCCCUAAGAAGAAAUGGAGGGAGGCAUUGACAGAGUCUGCAAAGUUGUCGGGCUUCCCUUUGACAAAAGAUAGCUCAGAGUCAAAGUAUAUAGAGCAGAUUGUUGAAACCAUUUCCAAAACACUAAAUAGGGAAUCACUUUCGGCAGCACCUGCUGGUUCUGAGAGUAAUAUUCAUAGAGAAGACUCUUCAGCCCUUACUGAGCUCACCUUUGCUCCUCUGUUUUCCAAAAACUAUGCUAAUUCCAGGUCGUGCCUUGAUGAACUCGUGGUGAUCAUGGAUUGCAAAAGCAGUACUAGUAGGUGUAAAUGUAAUCAAACUUUAGAAGUGGUACCUAUUUUCUAUGAGGUGUCUUCGUCUGAUGUACGAGAACAGAAGGGAAAUUUUGCAGAAGUGCCUCCGAAUUUCUCUGAAGACACGGUGAAGAAAUGGAGGAAGGCAUUGACAGACUGCACAUUUGUCGGGCUUCCCUUUGGGAAAAGAUAG